CGUCGGUGGUUUGCCGACCGUCCAAAGGCUCGUGUGACGUACAGGAAAUGUGCACUGGGUCAGCUGGCCGGUGUCCGACCGAUGCUUUUGCAUCGAGCACGACGACGUGCACGGGGACCAAGACGGGAGGCGCAUGCGACGCCCAAGACUUUUGCGAUGGCUGUGGCAACUGUGUCGACCGCUAUCUUUCGUCAUCUACGGUCUGUCGGGCUUCCAAGGGCGUAUGUGACGUCGCAGAGGUUUGCACUGGUCAACGCAGCGAGUGUCCGGAUGAUUCAUUCGCUUGUGCGACCACCAAGUGCUCUGGCACGAGCACCGGCGGCGCGUGUGACAUUCAAGACUACUGCGACGGCAAGGGCAGCUGCGUCGACAUGUAUUUGCCGGCAAUGAGUGUCUGCCGGCCCUCCAACGGCCAAUGUGAUGUCGCCGAAACGUGUACUGGCUCCAGCGGUGCGUGCCCGGUGAAUGCGUUCGCGACGACGACCGUGACGUGCACGGGAUCCUGCAACGGCAACCCAUGCGACGGUGUCGACCACUGCGACGGGAAUGGCAACUGUAUCGACGUGUACCUCCCAUCGUCGACCGUCUGCCGAACGGCGGCUACCGGCUGCGAUAUUGCCGAGACCUGCACCGGCGAGUCGGGCCAAUGCCCAAUCGACAAGUUUGAGCCGACGACGACGACGUGCUCGGGAACGUGCAACGGAAAUCCUUGCGACGCUCAGGAUUACUGUGACGGCAAGGGCAGCUGCGUCGACAAGUAUUUGCCGUCGGGUGCCGUUUGCGGUAACACCAAGGCGGGUCCGUGUACGAUCGCAGCGACGUGCACGGGCGACAUGGGGUUCUGCCCGCCCGAUGAAUACGCCGACUCGUCGGUCACGUGCGCUGGCACGAGCCAAGGUGGCGCCUGCGACGGCAAGGACACCUGCGACGGGGAAGGCAACUGCGUCGAUCGCUUCUUGGGCGGGAAAGUUGUGUGCCAGAAACCCACCGGCUACUCGCGUCCGAUCUACUGCAACGGCAAGAGCGCAACGUGUCCCGUGUCGAGCUUUUUGGAAGGCAACUUGCGCGAGAUGACGGCCGACGACCCGACGCCGGUGCAGUCGAUGCUCGUGGCCGUGGCGCCGUCGUCGCCCAUGGUGCUUCUCGGCCUCGUAUGUGUCGUCGCUGCCGCCGUCGCUUUGGUCGCGAUGCGCCAGCGCCGCGACGACCUCGCGCUGGACGACGCCACGUACAAGCUGCUGGCGACGCACGAAGACGCAUCGGCGGCCUUUUGAAGUCGCGGUGGCGACCUUGCAUACUGUACUACUUGAUGAUAAGCAACAAUACAAUUUGUACUUUUGGCUGCUACAAAACAA
Messenger RNA from Saprolegnia diclina VS20, 1355 nucleotides. RefSeq lists its product as hypothetical. The record is from RefSeq and is a predicted model, not a curated record. The transcript has a single exon. NCBI's taxonomy places the organism in Eukaryota, Oomycota, Saprolegniomycetes, Saprolegniales, Saprolegniaceae. The coding region runs from base 48 to 1274 and encodes 408 amino acids.